Molecule: messenger RNA, 1657 nt
Organism: Ornithorhynchus anatinus (platypus)
Lineage: Eukaryota; Metazoa; Chordata; Mammalia; Monotremata; Ornithorhynchidae
Gene: HAPLN3
Product: hyaluronan and proteoglycan link protein 3
Exons: 6
Coding region: 258-1652 (464 amino acids)
Biological process (GO): cell adhesion
Molecular function (GO): hyaluronic acid binding
Source: RefSeq, a predicted model, not a curated record
GCUCUGUGGCUCUGUGCAGGGUCUGGGAAAGGGGCGUGUGUCCCUUUAAGAGGCUGGCCCAGGAGGGCCGUCGUUUGUCCCGGGCUGUUUCCUCUCUGGUCAUUCGAGAGCCCAAAACACAUCUCCGAGUAGCGGUCCAGCCUCAUCCACUGAGCCGGGUCGAGCCUCGGAGCAUCCGGCUCGCACACCAGCCUGCCCGCCGGCCUGCUGCGGCGGCCGAGAUCUCACCGAGACGUGCUGGGAUUCCAGGACGGGGAAUGAUGCUUCUUCCGCUCGUAGCCCUGCUGCUCUUCCUUCCUGGCUGCCCUGGGCUCCCCUUCUACAAUGGAUUUUACUACGGGAACGUCAUGAAUGACCGGGGCUACAGCAACGGCAACGGUCCUGGAGAAGGUCUCUUCAACGGAGUGAAAUUGGUGGUGGAGACCCCCGAGGAAGCUCUGUUCAGCCAUCGGGGGGCCAACGUGACGCUGCCUUGCCACUACCAUUACGAGCCGGCCUUGGGCUCGCCCCGGCCCGUCCGGGUGAAGUGGUGGAAGCUGGGGGAGGGAGGGGAGCCGGAGCGGGACGUGCUGGUGGCCAUCGGGCUGCGGCACCGCAGCUUCGGGGAAUUCCGGGGCCGCGUGCACCUGCAGCAGGAGAACGGUCGGGACGUGUCCCUGGUGAUCCGUGACCUGCGGCUGCGGGACUACGGGCGCUACCGCUGCGAGGUCAUCGACGGGCUGGAGGACGAGAGUGGCGUGGUGGACCUGGAGCUGCGAGGAGUAGUGUUCCCCUACCAGCCGCGCCUCGGCCGCUACCAGCUCAACUUCCACGAAGCCCAGAGGGCCUGCGAGGGCCAGGACGCGGCGGUGGCCUCGUUCGAGCAGCUGUUCAGGGCCUGGGAGGAGGGGCUGGAUUGGUGCAACGCCGGCUGGCUGCUGGACGGGACGGUGCAGUACCCCAUCACCCAGCCGCGGCAGCCCUGCGGCGGGCACGGCACGGCCCCCGGCGUCCGCAGCUAUGGGCAGCGUCACCGGAGCCGCCACCGCUACGACGUCUUCUGCUUCUCGGCCGCGCAGAGAGGCAGAGUGUACUAUCUGGAGCACCCGGAGAAGUUGACGCUGGCAGAGGCGGAGGCGGCCUGCCUGGAGGACGGAGCCCGCAUCGCUAAGUUUUUGAAAGCCAAAGAGGAAACAACAUCCUCCCUUAACCUCCACCCUGAGCCUGUCUCUUCCUCAGGUCCCCUCUUAUCCAGGAGGGGCUGGGGCUUGGGAAGACGGGAUCUUCUUUAUGCUCCCGUACUGACCCCCAGAAGAGCCAUAAUCCAGAAGAACCCAAGGACUGGAAGUUUCUAUGGUAACCCAGACCCCUCCCCCCGCCCCCCGCCACCGUCUGGUCUCUUUCUCACCUCAUCCCCAGGGACCCCACCCUGCUCCCUUCAUCCAGAACUAGGCUGGCUCAGCUUGGGACCCAGAUGGAGGCACCAGAGAGGUGAAGCUUUGGCAGAUCGGGGCAUCUCGCCGUACCCAACCCCCACCUCGGGGACCAGCUUAGAGUCCCCUGUUCUCAGCCUCAUAAGAUUUUUUGUAUUUCAUCUCUCUGACUCCCCUUUCUCUUCCCCUCUGCCCUGUCUUCAGGCAUUUUUUAAAUGGCAUUUGUUCAGCGCAUACUAAGUGCC